GACCUGCUCCUUUGGAAAAGGAAGGAGGGAAUAGAGAGAAGGAACCUGGGAACCGGUCUUCUUGCCAGCAGAAGUCCAUUCUGUGCUGUCCCAAGCAUUAAAUCGGAGCCGCCUAGCAUCGCACUUCGGCAUGGCAUCCAGAACAGUGAACAAUCAUUUGGUGAUAUUACAGCUGCUGCCCUAAACGUGAAAUUGGAGCUUCCGAGCAAUCAAGUUUUGCGUGGCACCCAGAUCAGUGAAAAAUCACUUGAUGCACUCUGCUCGAAUGCUUCUGAAGACGAAGACUUGUUUGAAGUGGAAGCCAAAGAACACGACUUCAUAUGCACUGCGAAGAAUCGGUCGAAACAGCAGCCCGGAACUUCAACGAGUGGCUUGACGGCCGAGCCCGUUGCAACGCAGUGCAAGUCGACGCGCAGAAGUCCGGCAUGGAGUGAAAGCGGAUUGUUGCCUGAAUUCUCGGUCGGGGUGCAGCAGCUGCUGAAGGGUGCUCCUCUCCCUGAGGCAAUACUUGGCAAUCUCCGUCGUCAAAUGCGGCAAGAGCUCAUCUCAUUUCUAGACGAUCACAACUUGCUCCAGGAAGGAACGAGCGGAACUCUCAGGUGGCAGUACAGCGACCUGGGCAAGUGCCUCGCCACCAAAUAUCCCAAGCUGCUCUGGGACCCCCCCAGGGAGGGCGGCGAAAGACGCGUGGAAGUCUGGUCCACGUUUAUGAGACGCCUCUCGGCAACACGGAGGAGCAGGAGGAAGACGCUCAAGGGCGACCGGUCAACAGACUCGCCCUAGGAAAGCGUCCGAAUCAUUCUUGGAUCGACCGUGCCUCUUAAUACAUUCACAUCAUCGUGUCCAAGCAUCGAAGCUUUCUUUAUUGACACUGCCGCAAGCUGCUGCGCAUUUAGUUGGAAUCCGAUUCCGAGAAAAAAAUAUUCUAAGGGCUUUUCCCACUGUUUUGAAAGAACAAUGCCCAUCCGCGCAAUAUGUGCCUGUCAACUUGGUGUUGAUGGUGCCUGAAUAGGCAACAAACAAUGCAAGAAUAUAGAAGCUAGUCCACUGUG
Ixodes scapularis (black-legged tick) is the source of this 1052-nucleotide messenger RNA. RefSeq lists its product as uncharacterized. Lineage: Eukaryota; Metazoa; Arthropoda; Arachnida; Ixodida; Ixodidae. The record is from RefSeq and is a predicted model, not a curated record. The transcript has 8 exons. The annotation marks the transcript as partial.